Messenger RNA from Nothobranchius furzeri (turquoise killifish), 1708 nucleotides. It is a transcript of the gene clic3, whose product is annotated as chloride intracellular channel 3. The record is from RefSeq and is a predicted model, not a curated record. Lineage: Eukaryota; Metazoa; Chordata; Actinopteri; Cyprinodontiformes; Nothobranchiidae.
CCUCUGAGGUGUGGUGAGACACAAACAAAACAGACAAACAAGUAGAGACGAGGAGUAAAAUGACUCAGUCAUAAGGUGGUAUUCUUGUUGUCUGGACAGACGAUCCCCAUCAGUACACAAACACUGGGUGAACGCUGCAAAGACAGGUGCGAUCAGACAGAAGGAAAGAAAGAUGGCCGAGACUCCAAAAAUUGAGCUCUUUGUUAAGGCCAGUGACGAUGCUGAAAGCGUUGGGAACUGUCCCUUCUGUCAGAGGCUCUUCAUGAUUCUUUGGCUGAAAGGGGCCAGCUUUACCCUCACGACUGUCGACAUGCGGAGGGCACCUGAGGUGCUGAAAGAAUUGGCUCCUGGAUCUCAACCUCCUUUCCUCCUCUACAAUGAUGAAGUCAAAACAGACACCAACAAGAUCGAGGAGUUCCUGGAGGAGACCCUAGCCCCACCAAAAUUCCCCAAAUUGUGCUGCAAAUACAAGAAAUCCAAUGAAGCAGGAGAAGACAUCUUCAGAAAAUUUUCAGCGUAUAUUAAGAACCCGAAUCCCGGGUUGAAUGACAUGCUCGAGAAGAAAUUUCUGACCACUCUGAUAAAGCUCAACAUGUACCUUGAGACGCCGCUACCUUAUGAGCAGCAGAAGGACCCAAACAUCACUAAGUCUUCACGCCUCUACCUGGAUGGAGAUUCCCUCACUCUGGCAGACUGCAACCUGUUGCCCAAACUCAACAUUGUGAAGGUGGUGUGUAAGGAGUAUCGCAACUUUGAUAUCCCUACACAGCUGAAAGGUCUGACACAAUACCUGGAGAAUGCCUACAAACGCGACGAGUUUCGUCACACCUGCCCAAAGAAUGAAGAGAUCCUCAUUGCCUACAAAACUGUGGCCAAAUACCUGACCAAAUAGAGCAGGUGUGGGAGGUGAAGCAGUGUGUGUGUGUGGAAAAAUCGAAAAAUGCAGUUCAGAAGAUCUGAACGGCAGCAAGAACCUCAAACCUCAACAUGAUAUUUUAAAUUUACUCUAAAUACUCAAGUGUGGUUGCUUAUAAUGUUUGCAGUUGCAUUUUUCUUUAUGUGUUUUGUACAGUUCUUAUAAUUAUACUAUUUUAGAGUCAUUUUUAUUAACUUUAAAGUGUAGGAAUGCAGUUUUUGUAUUUUGUCUCAUUGUGUAUGUCUGUUUUAUGGCCAAACAUCAUGGUUUACAGUUAUGAAUAGCUUUAGCAAGGAUCAAUAUUUUAUGUUCAUUAAUAUAUAUAUAUACGGUUAGCUAAUUAUAUAACUAUAUAUAAUUAUAUAAUUGUAUGUAUUAAUAUUUCAGAGCUAACUCAGUGUGGUUUUCCUUCACUGUAAAAAAUACUUAACUGAAUGAAAAAGAGUAAAAAAAAUGUAACAUUCGAUACUGAAGGGUCCAUUGUGAGAAAAAGUCCAUUUUGUUGACAUAUCUUAUUGGACAAAUAUUGAACAGGGUGUACAAUUUAAACAUAGAAUUUUGUGUUUUUAACAACUGCAUGACAAAAUGUGUAAUUUAAUUGCAGGGUAAUAAGAAAUAAUUGCCAGAGAAAUGGGUGUAUCUUAAAAGGUGUAUAUGUGUGACACAAGCAGCAAACUUUCUCACAAAGGACAAGUUCACACACAUACACAUGCACACACACACAAAAUACACAUUUAAGUUCAACCUCUGUAAAAUAAUAAAUAAGAUAAUAAAUACUUUCAUGUGAACACA